This is a messenger RNA of Drosophila mojavensis, 1052 nucleotides long. RefSeq lists its product as uncharacterized. The record is from RefSeq and is a predicted model, not a curated record. Gene Ontology annotation, cellular component: membrane. Lineage: Eukaryota; Metazoa; Arthropoda; Insecta; Diptera; Drosophilidae. The transcript has 4 exons. The coding region runs from base 194 to 673 and encodes 159 amino acids.
AGUUUCAGUUUCGUUUUUAACGUACGCGCGCCAAGACGCAAAAGCAACAGCUCGAAAACCAAACGCAUUGCCCAAUACGAAUUCUAAAUACAAAACACAAGUGUGACCAGCGCCUGCGAAUUCAAUUCGUGUAUCCAAAAAACCCAAGAAACACCCACCUUAACCAGCCACCGCCUAAGUAACCACCGCCAAGAUGUCUCACUCCGUGACCAUAACACGCACUACCACCAGCACCACCAACACCUCCUACAUUGUGCUAAACACUGGCUACAUUAAGACCUUUCCGGGUAUUUUGAAGCUCUUCCAGCUGCUCAUUGGCGUUGCUGUGGUCACCCUGAUGGCGAUGCACUACAGUGAUAGUGUCUACUAUCGCCAACAGCAAUAUCUGUUCCACUACUUGAUGGCCACCACAUUUAUGAUAGGGACAUUUUGUUUAUUCCUAGCGUGUCUCACAUCGCUAAGCACGGGCGGACUCAUCGCCAAGACAAUCUACGAGCUGAUCUAUCACUCUGUUGCCGCCAUACUGUUGCUCGUCUCGUCCGCCUGCUUGCUAAUUAAGCUGCGUGAUAACAGGCACGAUGCCUAUAUGGCGGCCGGUGUUCUGGGCCUGGUCAACACGGUGCUCUACUUCAUAAGCGCAUUCCUGGCACAUCGCUCGUAUCGCGGCAUUUAAGCGGAAAACUCAAUCGCUGGCAUUUUGCGAGAUCUAACAUAAACAGUUCAUCAGAAACAGAAACAGAAUUAGAAUCAGAAUCAGAAAUGAAUAUAGCUAUGCUAUAGUCAAUUACAGCACAAGCCAUACAAAGGAGUCUCUCUGUUCUACUGUAUAAUUGUAAAAAUUUUAAUUUGUGGCGCUAUUGAGCAAUUAAUCAUAUUACCUGCAUACAAACAUCUAUAUAUACAUACUAUAUAUAUUAAUUUUAUAUCGUUUUCCUUUUUAUUGUUUUAAUUAUUGUUUUUACUUUAUUUGUGCUGUAUCUUAUCUCAGUGUCUGUCUUUUAUACCAAACAGCAUAUAUUGUAUUCGAAUAAACGUGUCUUUAUGUUUUUAUA